GCCUGACAAUCACAGCAUUGCCCGGGUGGGUGGAUGCAGGCCAGUGGGGGCUUUACCCCUGUUGGUGUGCCACCCGCAGACCCCACACGGGACCAGUGCUUUGGGGACCGCUUCAGCCGCCUGCUGCUGGCCGAGUUCCUGGGCUAUGAUGACAUCCUCAUGUCCAGUGUGAAGGGUCUGGCUGAGAACGAAGAGAACAAGGGCUUCCUGCGGAACGUGGUGUCAGGCGAGCACUACCGAUUUGUGAGCAUGUGGAUGGCCCGAGCAUCCUAUCUGGCUGCCUUCAUCAUCAUGGUCAUCUUCACCCUGAGCGUACCAUGCUGA
This is a messenger RNA of Myotis davidii, 324 nucleotides long. RefSeq names its product membralin-like. The record is from RefSeq and is a predicted model, not a curated record. The transcript is spliced from 4 exons. Gene Ontology annotation, biological process: positive regulation of ERAD pathway; response to endoplasmic reticulum stress. Lineage: Eukaryota; Metazoa; Chordata; Mammalia; Chiroptera; Vespertilionidae. Gene Ontology annotation, cellular component: endoplasmic reticulum. Bases 34 to 324 code for a protein of 96 amino acids.